AAGACAUUUACCCAAAAGCAACAAAAAAAUGGCAAAGAUUCUAAUUCCCUUAGUUGCUCUCUUUCUUAUAGCAUCCUAUGCAUCCGGCACAACUCUUCAAGAGAUAUGCAAAGGCACUUCCGACGCCAAAUAUUGCGAAGGAUUGCUUAAAAGAACGGUAAACAAGUCGACAACUUUCAAGUCAAAAGAAUUGAAGAAGAUGGUCAUCGAUCGGGCACUGAUAAAAGUCAAAUUUGCCAUUGCUUAUGCCAUUAAGAGGAGUAACCCCAAAGGCCCAACUUAUAAAGUCUGUAUUAACUUCCUUUCUCAAGCUACCAGUUUGAUCGCAAAAGGUAAUCUUAUUGAUGCACAAUCAUACGUCACCGAUUGUGCUAAUUCUCUGGACGACACAGCUGCAGAGACGCUUGGGGUUAAAAAGUUGGUAGAUGACGCUUCUAAAGCUACUCUAGUCGUAGGCGACAUUGUCAGAAAGGUUUGAGUUUGGCACAAACACAUAAUAAUAAUGGAUUGUGAAAUUACUCUUUAUUAGAUAUUCCAUCCUCCAGGGUAAAAGGGUUGGGUGGGGUGAUUAAGAGAUUAGGAUGAGAUUGUUAUUACUAGGAGGCCAAAAGUUCAAUUCUCUUUGGGGCCAUUAAUUUUUUUUACUUUUUUUUAUUUUUAUUUUUAAAAAAAAACAUCUCAUUAUCAAAAUCAUUCUCUCUGUUAAUUCAUGGUCGACCUCAGUUACGUAUGCAAAUCCAGAAUAAAAUUGCACAAUUUUGUUAAUUAGGAAACUUUUUUGCAGUUUUCCUUGGUAAAAGAGGUAUUCUUGUGUCAAGGUUUAUUGUUGAUACUUCCAGAAUAAUGAUAUUUCAUCAAUUUAAU
Molecule: messenger RNA, 864 nt
Organism: Oldenlandia corymbosa var. corymbosa
Lineage: Eukaryota; Viridiplantae; Streptophyta; Magnoliopsida; Gentianales; Rubiaceae
Source: the annotation of a GenBank genome assembly